CCAACGAAAAGGAAAAGAAUUGGUGGUUGAGUAAAGAUUCUUUAGGUUCUCUGGGUGUUGAAGAGGAAAGAGAUGUAACAUUUAGUCGGUUCGCAAAACGAGUUGAGAUUAUUAAGGCCAGGAGGUUUUUUGACUAUUGUAAUGGAACUAUAACAAUUAUUGAGUUACCAACUGGCGAACACGAAGUUACACACUCCAAAUUUAGUCAUCAGUUUACAAGUGCAUUCAAUAACGCACUAGCACAAGAUGAUAUAGAGGACUGGGGUGCAAAAAGUUUAUACACUAAUCUUCUAUCAGAUGAAUAUGAAGAGCCGGACGCAUGCUUUAUACCCAAACGUCUACUCGAUCCACUGAACCCAGCACAAAAUCCUUGUGAUCGAAAUGGGAACCCAUGGCCUACUAUAAUUCUUGAAAUUGCUUCCUCAGAAACACUUCAACAUGUAAAGGAUAAGAUAAAUGAUUAUUGGCUAGUCCCAAAUCGCUGUGAAGAUGUGAUUGUUAUUAAAAUAGGUACAUGGAGUGGGAGACGUCGUAAUAACCAGACUAGACGCCCUUUGCGACGUUUGCGGUGCCUAAAAUUUUGUCGGACUGCAACUCUUCAGCAGAAUCCUAAUGCUACAACAUUUGAUGCAAUUGAAGAGAUUGAGUUCGGUUCUGUAUAUGCUAAUGGAAGGGAAAGCCAUUUUUGUACUGGGCCUCACAUGAAAUGGAUUACAAUCAACCGUGAUUGUAUUUAUGCUGGCUGUCCUCAACCUCCACAACUCCCUAACCUUUUUUCUGUCAUUUCUUCAGUGCCUCCUCAAUUUCCUUAUCCUCUUCAAACACCAGGUGUUGCGAUUGACCUAUAUGAUAUUCAACAAUCGAUUUUUCAAGCUAUGGGUCCAAAUUGA
This is a messenger RNA of Entrophospora candida, 890 nucleotides long. The record is from the annotation of a GenBank genome assembly. NCBI's taxonomy places the organism in Eukaryota, Fungi, Glomeromycota, Glomeromycetes, Entrophosporales, Entrophosporaceae.